GAGAGCUUGCUUGCUAGUGUCUUACAGACGCUAGUAAUCACAAAACCUUGGCCGCAACCCAGCCUGCAGUGGCCCUCAGGCGACUUUGUGGACGCGACGCUCUCACCUCGCAGCAGUCCUUGGUCCACCGGCCAGGAUUUCCAGCUCUACGCGCUGCCGGGCCCGAUAUCCAGCACCUUGCAUUGCAGCCUUGCCAGAGCAUCUAGUCCAGCCGGCGCUGCCAGGCAUAAAUGCGGCGCCUCCUCUGGCUCGCGGCCACGAGCGCGGCGCUCGUCGGCAGGGGCUCGUUGAAACCGAGGCGCUCCAUCCAAAGACGCGUCUUCGGCCGCCAGGGCAUUGACCUGAGACCAUUAAGACCGCUCGUCGACGUCGUCGAGGAAGAAUACAUCACGGCAGAUAGCAAACUGACCAAAGAUAGAUCGGUAGUUAUUGUGACCACCGCAUCGCUGCCGUGGAUGACGGGCACGGCCGUGAACCCCGCGCUGCGCGCCGCGUACAUGGUCGGAGGUGGGUACGAAGACGUCACUCUGUUACUGCCGUGGCUCGAGGACGACAACGAUCAACGAACACUCUUCAAUGGCCGGGUCUUCGCCAACAAAUCCGAGCAGGAGUUAUUUGUGCGAGACUGGAUUAAAAAAAAUGCCCCCGACGCCGACGCUUCUACCUUAAAGCUAGGCUGGUAUCCUUCGAGGUACGCCACGGGUUUAGGUAGCAUCCUCAACCUGGACGACAUCACGAGUCAUAUACCUUCCGAUAAAAAUGAUAUUGUUAUAUUAGAGGAGCCGGAGCAUUUGAACUGGUACCGCAACGGCCCGCGCUGGACGUCGCGCUUCCGCCACGUCUGCGGCAUCGCCCACACGAAUUAUGAAGCGUACGCCAUCGCCGACAACGAGGACAAGGACGGCGCGCCCGAAGAGUAUUUUAACGUCAGGGCCAGUGAGGAACUUCAAGCGCCCUUCAAUCUGGGGUCUCUCGCGGUCGGAGUGAGGUGUUUCUGUCUAUAUACGGUCGCGUGUAUCUCUCGGAGGUCGUGUCCGAGUUUGAGCCGAAAACAUGAGUCUCGAGACUCACUGGUUGCUUUCCACACAGGUCAAGGCGGAGCGGUUCUUCACGGAGACGGUGACGCGGGCCCACUGCGACGUGGUGGUGCAGUUGUCACGCACAUUGAGGCCGUUGCCGCAUUCGCGCGUCGAGAACGUGCACGGGGUCCGGAAAUGCUUCCUCGACGUCGGAGCGUCUGGCGGCCCGCCCGCGUACCAGCCGAAGCCGGGCAACGCGCGCUGCUACUUCGUCGGCAAGGCCAUGUGGGCCAAAGGGUAUACUCAGUUGUUAGUUCUGUUGCAGGAUUCGACAGAUGUCGAGAUUGAUUGCUAUGGUGGGGGUCCGGAACUGGCAGAUAUCCAGAACAAAUCAAGAGUCCUACAAACCUCCUUAAAUUUCAAGGGCCCGGCGGACCAUGCUGACUCCAGUAUAUUCGGGGCUUAUGACGUUUUUGUCAAUCCCUCUAUCUCGGAGGUGUUGUGUACGGCCACCGCCGAAGCGUUGGCCAUGGGCAAACGCGUCGUCAUCGCCGAGCACCCGUCGAACGAGUUCUUCUACCAGUUUGAUACCUGUUACAAGGUGCCGCCUGGGGAUUCGGAAGCCUUUUCGCGGCAGUUGCAACACGCGCUCGAUGCCGCGGCACAAGAUAGAGUCAGGUACAAGCCCUGGGCCUCUUCCCAGCUCCCCGAUUCGUUGAAACCAUUAACGUGGGCCGCGGCUACGGACCGAUUGGUGCAAGCGUCGGCACUAGACGCUCGAGCCCCACCUGCAAGACUGGCACUCGCGUCCCUCGUGAUGCACUCGUACCACUGGGGCAUGACGGCCUCGCCACUCGCAUUGGAUUUAUUUCUGACGAUGAGCGGUGCCGGCCCGCACACGCCCUGGAGCGAGUGGCGGGAACGGAGCAUCGGUCUCUCGUCGCUAAAAAGAGGGGACGAGUCCGACUCGAAAUUCCAGGAAAUCCUGCGACGUAAUUUAGCGACCACCUCCAAGGCCCUGAAGAACGCGAAUCGCCUCUCAAAGGUCAUCCAGGAGCGACUAAGGAAGAGGGACGGGGCCGCGCGGGUCGCGCGGCACAUGGGGCCCACCGUGUCCGGGCGGCCUCGACGACGUAGGAAGCUGCGGGAAGCGCUGCCGGGCCCCGGCGUGCCCGACGCGGCGGAGGAGGAGGAGUCGCUGCUCGAGGAGUCGCUGUUCUUCGACAGCGAGGAGCCUUCUCCGAAGGAGUCGUGGCCGCGGACGCGGCGCUUCUGGCGGCGGCUGCGCGGCGACGUGCGGUAUUUGUCCGCUUCUUGGUUGGAGCCGCGCCAGUUUAGGGAACGGGACCGGUCGCUGCCGCGACGCGUGGCGACGCGGGCGGCGCGGGCGACGCAGAGUCUGAGGCGGGAGCUGGCUCUCAAUAGGACGGCGACGAAGUACUUCCUCUAGGCUGGUUCCCCGUUUAAAAUUCGAAUUAUCAACUGCGCGAAAGGCGUCGUCCCACAGCUCGCCGCCGCCGACGCGCAGGAUCGCUGGUUUACCUCGCGUUCGCUAAAACUUCUCUAUGCACAUUUGUGGUGGUCGCAUCGACGGCGUCGCAGCCGUAUCG
Messenger RNA from Pelagomonas calceolata, 2629 nucleotides. NCBI's taxonomy places the organism in Eukaryota, Pelagophyceae, Pelagomonadales, Pelagomonadaceae. The record is from the annotation of a GenBank genome assembly.